AUGGUUGCAAACAAGAUAAGAGAGCUGAUCUCGGCUACUCGAAGGUCUGCGCGGAACAUCCGCCAGGCGCUCGACGACGUUGCCGAGCAGCUGAUUGCCAACCAGCGGCAACGACAGCUGGAAGUACAGCUCGAACGCGUGCCCGUUCGAAUUCCGACAAAGAGUCAUCCUCUGGCCAACCGCAGAGCCCGUGGCGUCCAGUUUGGCGCUUUUGGCGGGGCCCAGCGCUACUACUCGACCUCGCGCAGGGCGCCGGUGCAUCUCCGCGCAGUCUCAAGAUCCUCCGUGUCGUCUGUCACCAGAAACAUUGUAUACCAGGUGCAGCCUUUCAGAGUCACAUUCCGAGCCGGGUGCAACUACGCGCCUUCUUCACUAUAUUCCAACUUCACUCGCCACAACGCGAGAAUGUAUUCCACCUACGGCCACACCCUAGCGUCACAGGCAGCACACAACCUGUCGCAGGGACUCCGCGCCUCGAUUCUCAAGGGCCACGAGCUGCAGAGCAAGCUGAUGGGAAGAGACUCCAACGGCUCCCAGAACGCCAACCAGCACUUUGUGGAGCACAACAUGCAGCUUGCCAGAGCCGAGAGCGAGACAGACGGCUGUGUUGUCGAGUUCAGCCUCAAGUGCCACGACCGUGCACUGCCAAAGAAAUUCCUUUUGGACGACGAGAUUAUGCAGGAGUUCGAAAAUGCCUAUCUUGUGAACGAGUUUGAGCACCGCAUGUUGAUCUUGAGCGACAUCAAACGCCUGAAGGAGAUCAUAGGCGUGACCGUCAUUGAGCACUUGGACGAUAGGAACCUGAUCCGAUGUCAUUUUCCCAACUGCGACGUACCCAAGAUGGAGACCAUGCUUGCCGAGUCUGGAAUCCGAAGCGGCGUAGUCAAAGGCGCUGAAAGCCGUUCCGUAUCGAUGGCUAGCGACGGCGUUUACUCGCUGAGCUCUGCCGAUCCAUGCGAUUCCCCUGAUUUUGACUGUUUCGACGGCUUUGUUUCCUCAGACUCUUCUGCUUCCGAAGACGACCCGCUUUUCUUUUUUGACGAGCAUCCGGUGCUUUCGUCCAGUGAGGGUCUGGAAUUUCUAGCGCCAGAUAUCCCAGUGAGCGAGAUCUACAGCGAUAUGGACGCGAUUAUCAUGGUUGAUGACGGGACUAGGUAG
Ogataea angusta is the source of this 1158-nucleotide messenger RNA. RefSeq lists its product as uncharacterized. The record is from RefSeq and is a predicted model, not a curated record. Gene Ontology annotation, biological process: proteasome assembly. Gene Ontology annotation, molecular function: proteasome binding. NCBI's taxonomy places the organism in Eukaryota, Fungi, Ascomycota, Pichiomycetes, Pichiales, Pichiaceae. The transcript has a single exon. The coding region runs from base 1 to 1158 and encodes 385 amino acids.